AUGCACCACUUGCACCCGACCGCGGACCACAGCGACGAAGCGCCCUGCAGCGCAUCGGCUUGGGCGGACCCGGCAAGCCCGCGCGAGUCGCUGCACUCCGACUCGAGCCACGUUGGCAGCCCGAACACUGCUGCGGCGGCCGCCGGGACGCCCAGCAAGUGCGGAGGCCCAUCGGGGCUGCAGCGCGUUCGGAGACCGCUGAACGCCUUCAUCAUCUGGACCAAGGAGGAGCGGCGGCGACUGGCCCAACUCAACCCCGACCUGGAGAACACCGACCUCAGCAAGAUUCUCGGCAAGACGUGGAAGUCGAUGCCGCUCUCUGAGAAGCGUCCAUAUAUGCAGGAGGCGGAGCGUCUGCGCGUGCAACACACCAUCGACUACCCCGACUACAAGUAUCGCCCACGCCGCCGCAAGCAGGUGAAGAAGAGCCUCAAGAUGCCCGUCGCUGAACCCGCGUCGCCGCACCGUCCCCCCUCCGGCUUGGACCUGACCUACGACCUGGCCUGCCUGCUCCACAACCAGCAGCACCAACUCCACAGCUCCUUCCCGGCCACUUAUCCCGCUCGAGGCUACGCCACUGCUCCCUUUUUCCCGGAAGCUUUGCGGGAGCCCUACCCGAGCGAGCCUCACCUGCGUUUCGGGGGGCAGCGCCGAGCCGAGCAGGCCGAGUCUAGGUUCUUUGGUGGGCCCUCCCUGGACGUCUACCUGGAGCGGGUGCAGCUAGACACGCUGUACGAUCUGGACCGCAGCGAGUUCGAACAGUACCUGGGCCCGCCGGGGCCCCUUGGGUCUGAGGCGGAUCCUGGCUGCUAUCGCAGACAACGCUCGCUCACCUGAACAACACAAAAUAUUGCACGUUCAUUCAGGUCUGCACAGACAUCCUUUGUGGGAGGGGGAGGGCAGCUGCUCCACCCGUCACCAAAUUAUUCAGAUGUUAAAACUGUUCGCGUAACAAAAACUCUUGUUGGGUCACCUUUAGCCCUCGUCUUAAGGUUGUGAGAAAAAUAGUAGUAGAAAUAUUUAACUUGUGUUCUUUUGUGUUGAUACAAUCAACGCAGUCAAUUACCCUGUUGACGAGGUGAACGGAAGCUAGAGUGGAUCAAAAGUCUACACACCCCUGAUGAAAUGGGUUAGGGUACGGUUAGGGUCCAGCGAGGGCCACAAUUCUCAAGUAAAUAAAUAUGGUAUUUAAAAAAACUUUUUUUGUA
This is a messenger RNA of Syngnathus typhle (broad-nosed pipefish), 1208 nucleotides long. Its product is annotated as transcription factor sox-3-like. The coding region runs from base 1 to 837 and encodes 278 amino acids. Gene Ontology annotation, biological process: regulation of DNA-templated transcription; cell differentiation; anatomical structure morphogenesis. The transcript is spliced from 2 exons. Gene Ontology annotation, molecular function: DNA-binding transcription factor activity, RNA polymerase II-specific; RNA polymerase II cis-regulatory region sequence-specific DNA binding. The record is from RefSeq and is a predicted model, not a curated record. Lineage: Eukaryota; Metazoa; Chordata; Actinopteri; Syngnathiformes; Syngnathidae.